CCCUGACGUCGGAGGCGCUCGGCCCGCCGCUCCCCCGCGCCUCGCGCCUGCCCGGGGCCGCAGACGGCCAGCAGAGCAGCCCAGCCGAGCUUCGCGGGGCCGCCCCAGCCCGAGGACCCCGGGUCUGUGACCCCCGAGGCCCUCAACCCCCUCCCAGGACCCCCAGGAGGACGCGCCGCGCUCCCCGCUAACGCUGCGCGCGUUCCAGGGCUCUGGACGUCACGGGCACCAUGCUUUGGGUCCUGGUGAGGGCUGUCCUCCCUGUCAUGCUGCUGGCUGCCCCACCACCCAUCAAUAAGCUGGCCCUGUUUCCGGACAAGAGUGCCUGGUGCGAGGCCAAGAACAUCACACAGAUUGUGGGCCACAGCGGUUGUGAGGCCAAGUCCAUUCAGAACAGGGCGUGCCUGGGACAGUGCUUCAGCUACAGCGUCCCCAACACCUUUCCGCAGUCCACAGAGUCCCUGGUGCACUGUGACUCCUGCAUGCCGGCCCAGUCCAUGUGGGAGAUUGUGACCUUGGAGUGUCCCGGCCACGAGGAGGUGCCCAGGGUGGACAAGCUGGUGGAGAAGAUUGUGCACUGCAGCUGCCAGGCCUGCGGCAAGGAGCCCAGUCACGAGGGCCUGAGCGUCUACGUGCAGGGUGAAGACGGACAGGGCUCCCAGCCUGGACCGCACCCCCACCCCCACCCUGGUGGCCAGACCCCUGAGCCCGAAGAACCUCCUGGAGCCCCUCAGGUUGAGGAAGAGGGGGCUGAGGACUGAGGGCCUCCAACUCUUCCUCCCCUCUUGUCCCCUGUGGAAUGUCGGGUCCCACCCUCCAGGGAAGAGGGAGGGGAGAGGUGGAAGUCCCCCCCACCCCCUUUGGCACUGGAUGGACUUGGAAUGCUGCCCGGUUGUCAUAGAGAUCCGAAGGGAGGGGCUGUAGCUAAGCUGCACAAUUUAAUAUAUGCAAGAUGGGGGGAGGAAGCAGACAUUCUCAGGCCUCUUUUUUGGAAGGUGAAGUGUGGAGCUUCGCUUUCUAGAGAUGGGUCCUUGGGAUGGAGAGGAAGUGGGCUGAGCUGCUGAGAAUGAGCAAGACCCUCAAACAGGCAGGCCCAGGCCAGGGUCCACACAACUCCUGAUGGGGCAGGAUCCCCAGGGAUGGGCAAGAGGGUGGGUACCAUGACAGCAUCCUCUUUGCAGGAGGGUCUGAGCUGGGAAGACUGUCCUCCAGCCCCUGUAGGCCUCCUUCACCUCCCACCUCCAGGAAAGCAUCCCCUUCGUUGGGGUGGUUUAGGGGUCAGGCUGGGGCAGGAUCCCCCCUGACUCAGGUGCCAGAGCAUCAUUGAAGAAGAAAGCCCAUCCUUCCUGUCUCUCUCCCUCCAGAGAUCUUAGCACUGUGCCUGCCAUGUUCUGGACCCUUUGGGAUGCAGAAGCAGCCAGUCCCACCCGUUGGGGCGGGUCUUUCUGAACAAGGUGAUGCUUCGUUGAUUUCCAUCACCUGGGAUCAUAGUGGACAGGAGGCCCCUCGCGUAGGGCCCCUGCUGACCUUGACUUUCUCUAGCUCCCCAUUCUUCCCUCUCCUCCCGUCUGCACUUUAACCCUAGGGCAGGGCAGGUAGUGAGGAAGAGCACUCUGUCUCUGAUGUGUGGGCACCAUUGUUUGUGUCCGGGGGGGCUGCUAGCUCACCCCCUACUUGGGGGUGCCCCAGCCCAUGGCUGUUUGACGAGAGCCUUCAAGCUUGUAACCAGUAGCCCAUUUUCCCCCGAACCCAAGUAUUUUCAUGAAUAAAUACCUUCAAUGCCUCCA
Messenger RNA from Chionomys nivalis (European snow vole), 1787 nucleotides. It is a transcript of the gene Nbl1, whose product is annotated as NBL1, DAN family BMP antagonist. NCBI's taxonomy places the organism in Eukaryota, Metazoa, Chordata, Mammalia, Rodentia, Cricetidae. Gene Ontology annotation, molecular function: BMP binding; receptor ligand activity. The transcript has 4 exons. The coding region runs from base 231 to 761 and encodes 176 amino acids. Gene Ontology annotation, biological process: animal organ morphogenesis. The record is from RefSeq and is a predicted model, not a curated record.